AUAAAGAAACACAACCCUUUAAUUAGCCUGUUUCCAUGGUAACUUCCAAUUGCAAAUCCGAUGAGAAAUCCAUUUCCAACCCAUCUAAUAAACGGGCAAGAACCUGUCUUUCCUUUGAAGAUCGAAUCAGCAAUUUGCCAGAUAAACUUAUUGUGGAACACAUUCUCCCUCUUCUCAUAACUUUUGAUGCUAUUCAAACAAGCGUCCUUUCCAAGAGAUGGCAUUAUCUCUGGGCUAAAGUCCCUCAUUUGGAUUUCGUCAAAUACGGGGGCGAAUUUGACCAUGAAGUUUCCGAUUAUCUAUACUCUGAUGUUGGCGUUAUUGAGUAUAAGGAUGAGAAAGAAGAAGAAGUCGAGUACAAGAAGAAGUGGGGAUUUGCUUGCUACUGUGUAAAAUUGUAUACAGGGGCAAUGCGCCUUCACCAGUCCCGUAAACUCAUCAGCUUCAAGUUAGGAUUCGACUAUUCACAAGAACACGAGUCUUUCGUGUCGAAUUCUGUUCGUUAUGCGAUCACGAGAAAGGUCGAAACCCUCCACCUUUUAUUCCAUGGCAUGCCCAAACUGGGUUUCCCAUCAGGUAAUAUUGACAAUGAAAGUUUUUCUUGGGAACUUUGCAUGUUACCACAACACCUCUACGCCAAUACCAAUUCAAUUGUGAACAUUCAAUUCGAUUGUUGCCAUGUUUCGCCUCGAUGUACCGUGAGUUGGAGUUGUAUGAUGAAUCUGUACAUUCAUAAUACUUUUAUCAGUGAGGAUGCAAUUAAGAAAAUUCUGAUGGGAAGUCCUCGGCUGACGAAUGUAGAAUUUGGGGAUUGUAAAGGGUUUUCUGCAAUUGAUACUUGUUAUUCUUCUAGUUUGAGAACUUUGGGUGUUAAUGGAUUCUCUAAGGGUGGGCCAGAUAUGCUGAAUAUUUAUGUCUCUAAUCAUCUCGAGACAUUAAUUCUGACUGGUAAUUUUUUGUUCACCAAAUGCCGGUUGAUGAAUACAUCGUCUUCUUUGAAGAAGGUUGAGCUGAUUUUCCGAGCAGUGCCACGGCAGGGUGAAGGCGAUGAGGACAUGUAUAAGGAGUACGGUGUGAUAUUAAUGGAGCUUCUUGCUAAACUUCACGGUGUCAGUUCGCUUAGAGUGGGAAAUUGGUGCAUUAAGGUUCUCUCUAUGAUGAAAAUGAAGAAUGUAACCUCGCCGUAUUCAUACUGCAACUCGUUGGUACUAGACACCUUACUCACAGAUUUGGAGCUUCCUGGAGUUAUAAGCAUGCUUGAAAAUUCACAACACCUGAAACAACUUUUUGUCAGAUCAUCUAAAAUCAGUAACGCUCAGCUUCAACUCGUUCCGUACUUCAACAAUACCUUCAACUUCGGUGGCAGGUUUGAUCAAUCAUCUUCUAACCAGAAACUAAAGCAGUCCCUGAAAAAUCUGAAGAAGGUCAAGAUUCUUGAUUCAAGGACUCGUCGAUACAACGAUGAAUGUGUCUCGUCAUUUACUUGUUUUCUAUUGAGCCAUACUAUCUCCCCAGUGAAGAUCACUAUAAGAAAAGCAUGAUGAGAAUGGUAGCUGACUCCCCUUGUUUUUAACCAUUGCUGAACCUUGAAGACGUACAGUUAGUCAGCAUUGUUUUUUGUAGUACAUUUAUCUACUGUAGUAGGUUUCCUGGGGGCAUUUUGCGGUAUGUUGGGAUUUGGGAUUGGAAGUUAUGAACAAGAUCAUGCAUAUUUUGAUAGUGUAUAUGUAUAUGUCUUUCACAAUCAGUACGCCGGACAUCUUUGAUAUCAUUGGUAAAGCUAUGAGCCUAUGAAGCUGUUCAGUAUUUACUGAUUUCAGAUGAAUAACAA
This is a messenger RNA of Spinacia oleracea (spinach), 1831 nucleotides long. RefSeq names its product putative F-box protein At1g49610. Bases 36 to 1541 code for a protein of 501 amino acids. Gene Ontology annotation, molecular function: protein binding. The record is from RefSeq and is a predicted model, not a curated record. Lineage: Eukaryota; Viridiplantae; Streptophyta; Magnoliopsida; Caryophyllales; Amaranthaceae. The transcript is spliced from 3 exons.